AACUGAACUUAGACCUUCACCCAAAUAAACUACCUGACCAGGUCCUGGCACACAUGCUUGCUUGAUAAUGGCGUUCACUGAAGAUCAGGUAAAAUUAGCUUAUAUAGUUUACCUGUAGCAUAUAUAAGCCCGUUGACAUCUGUUUAAUUGCAGCACUCUCUUCCAAGCGCCUGGACAUCAAGACAUGGAUAAAUCACAGCUGCUAAUGUUUCGCACGGCGCAAAACCAGAUGCAGAGCCAGAUCAUUAUAUUCAAUUCGCCCAUCGACUACGCGGAUCAGCAGCUUAUAGUCUGCCAGUAUCCUAGCAGUGGCUACUGUGUUGUCUACAAACGAGAUCACUAUAUUAUAAAUGCUGAGCCCAACUAUUUGAGUCCAACUAAGCGCAGCUUUCUCAACGAAUGCAUAAGGCAAUUGUAUUUGAUGAAUGGAUUCGCACACAAUCUGCAUUGGUCGUCCAGCAAUUCGCCCAACAGUCGACAGGAGAUUUGGCAACAGGUGGACAACUGUUUGCAGCCAGAACGUCUGAGUCCCAGGUCCGCCAGUCUGCAGCGUGUAAAGCGUCAGUUGUUCCGAGAGUCGCUGCGUCAACGCAAAGGCACACCGCGCUCCCGUGGCAAGUUGUGGGGCACGCAGGCCUUCAACUUUAAGCCGCUUCGUCAGCAAAUUGGGCGCCACCAUAUUAGACGUGGCUACUUGGCAGCGGCUCGCCAAAUAGUUCUGCGGCAACUCAUACAUGAGAAUCUUAAACGGGAAAUUAUGAAUACGACGACUGCAACCGAAGGCGUCAUAAGAGUCACCGCUCAGCGUUUGCUUGCCAACCAAGCACGUGCGCCAUGCCCGCUACAUCCACAUGGCCCAGGGAGCCACAAGCUGAGGAGUCAGGAAGCUUUACUGACGCAGCAGGAGAUGCGGCGAGCUGUGCAGAGCCAUCAGCGUAUACUGGAAGAAUCGGUGCGUUCGUUUUUCUAUGCCAAGGAGCUAUUUCGUCUGAUUGAGCAACACGAUGAUCUUGCUCGCCAGGACAAUCAGAUAAUGCGCAGUGGUUGCGCCUAAACAACGAUAAUUUUUUU
Messenger RNA from Drosophila busckii, 1071 nucleotides. RefSeq lists its product as uncharacterized. The transcript has a single exon. The record is from RefSeq and is a predicted model, not a curated record. Lineage: Eukaryota; Metazoa; Arthropoda; Insecta; Diptera; Drosophilidae. The coding region runs from base 185 to 1054 and encodes 289 amino acids.